Molecule: messenger RNA, 1587 nt
Organism: Phodopus roborovskii (desert hamster)
Lineage: Eukaryota; Metazoa; Chordata; Mammalia; Rodentia; Cricetidae
Gene: Gsdme
Product: gasdermin E
Exons: 9
Coding region: 16-1515 (499 amino acids)
Biological process (GO): programmed cell death
Cellular component (GO): cytoplasm
Source: RefSeq, a predicted model, not a curated record
UCUGGACCUGACAAAAUGUUUGCCAAAGCGACUCGGAAUUUCCUUAAGGAGGUUGAUGCUGGAGGGGACCUGAUCUCAGUCUCACACCUGAAUGACUCUGAUAAGCUGCAGCUCCUGAGUCUGGUGACCAAGAAGAAGAGGUAUUGGUGCUGGCAGAGACCCAAGUACCAGUUUCUGUCUGUCACCCUGGGAGACGUCCUCUCAGAGGGCCAAUGGGUCAGUCCAGUGGUUGUGGAGUCGGACUUCGUGAAAUAUGAAAGCAAGUUCGAGAACCAUAUGAGUGGGAGCAUCGGAACGGUUGUGGGGAAGGUCAAGCUGAAUGUCGGUGGCAAAGGCCUGGUGGAGGGUCGCUCUUCUUUUGGGACCCUGAGGAAGCAGGAGGUGGACCUGCAGCAGCUCAUUCAGGAUGCAGUCGGGAGAACAGUUAAUCUGGACAACCCGGUGCUCCAGCAGGUACUAGAGAGGAGGAAUGAGGUCCUGUGUGUACUGACACAGAAGAUUGUGACCACGCAGAAGUGUGUGAUAUCUGAGCAUGUGCAGAUGGAGGAGAAGUGCGGAGGCAUGGUGGGGAUCCAGACCAAGAUCGUGCAGGUGUCAGCAAUGGAGGAUGGAACUGUCAUCAAGGACACCAAUGUGGUGCUGGAGAUCCCUGCUGCCACCACCAUUGCCUGUGGCAUCAUUGAGCUGUAUGUGAAACAGGAUGGCCAGUUCGAAUUCUGUCUUCUCCAAGGGAAACAUGGUGGCUUUGAGCAUGAGAGGAAAGUUGACUCUGUCUACUUGGACCCCCUGGCCUACAGAGAAUUUGCAUUCCUGGACAUGCCGGAUGGGGGUCAAGAGAUCUCUUCCCAGGAUGGGCCACUACAUGUUUUAAAACAAGCAACUUUGCACCUGGAGAGGAGCUUCCAUCCUUUUGCCGUGUUACCUGCACAGCAGCAGAUGGCGCUGUUCUGCCUCCUGCAGACAGUCCUGUUUGAUGAGGAACUCCUUAAGGCCCUGGAGCAAGUGUGUGAUGAUAUGGCUAGUGGCCUCUGGUCCUCACAGGCUGUCUUGGCGAUGGAGGAGCUGACAGACAGUCAGCAGCAGGACCUCACAGCCUUCCUGCAGCUGGUGGGGUGCAGAGUACAGGGUGAGCGUCCUGGCCCACAGGAUGAGGUCAGCAACCAGAAGCUCUUUGCAACAGCCUACUUCCUGGUCAGUGCACUAGCAGAAAUGCCAGAUAAUGCCACAGUUCUCCUGGGGACUUGCUGUAAACUCCACAUUAUCCAUGUGUUGUGCCACCUGCUCCACACUCUGUCUAAUGACAGUGUAUGUGAUUUUGAAGACCCCACCUUGGCUCCUCUGAGAGAUACUGAGAGGUUUGAGAUUGUGCAGCGUUUGUUUGCCUCUGCUGACAUUGUCUUGGAGAGGAUGCGGUUGUCCGUGAAAGUCAACAUCCUGAAGAACUCUUUUAUUUUCCCAUUAAUUCUUCAUAUCACUCUAAGUGGGCUCUGCACUCUAAGCAAAGAACACGAGUAAUGUCUUUGUCAGAAGUAUGUGCUACUGGCCAAGGCUGGGCCCUUUUCAGAACUGAGAAAAUACUUUGGUAUU